AUGUCCGGGAUAUCCGACACGGGCAUCACCGCCUCGCAACUCCUCACAAAGGGCAACCAGGGCCUCGGCACGUUCGUCCACAUGGACGGCGAACUGCUCCUGCUCGACGGCGCCGUGUACCAGCUCCAAGCCGAGGGGAGGGUGAGGGUCGCGUCUCCGGACGCCCAGAUCCCCUACGCGGCCGCCACGCACUUCCGGUCCCAGCGCACCGUCACGGGCGUGAGGCUCGAGAGUAAAGACGCCGUGGACGAGGUGAUUAUGUAUCGACAAGACGGCAGCGCGGGUGCGCCGGUCGCGGCAAUCGAGAAUCUCUUCGUGUCAUACCGCAUCGAGGGCGUGUUCCAGCACCUCAAAUGCCGCACGGUCAAGGGUCAAGAGUACGCGGGCCAGCCGCUCAGCGAGCUGGGCAAGACGCAGUUCGUCGCCGAGUACCGCGACGUCGAGGGCACCAUCGUCGGGUUCCGCUCGCCGCCGGCCUGGCAGGGCUUCUUCGUCGCCGGCGAGCACAUGCACUUUAUCGACAGGGACAGAAAAAUCGGGGGACACGUACUGGAGCUGCAGGCCGACGAGGUCAAUAUGGGCAUCGCCGUGGUGAACAACAUUCACAUUGAGCUGCCCACCUCGGACAAAUUCAACUCGACCGUCAUGUCGACAGACGACGUGGGCUUAAAGUCGGUCGAAGGAUGA
This is a messenger RNA of Fonsecaea pedrosoi CBS 271.37, 687 nucleotides long. Its product is annotated as alpha-acetolactate decarboxylase. Gene Ontology annotation, molecular function: acetolactate decarboxylase activity. Gene Ontology annotation, biological process: acetoin biosynthetic process. The record is from RefSeq and is a predicted model, not a curated record. Bases 1 to 687 code for a protein of 228 amino acids. Lineage: Eukaryota; Fungi; Ascomycota; Eurotiomycetes; Chaetothyriales; Herpotrichiellaceae. The transcript has a single exon.